AAACGAAACUAAAAUUUGAAGAGUUGUUUGAUUUGAGAUAAAAGGAAAAAACCACCGGGAAACGAGUCGAGUCGAGUCGAGUCGAAGUGAACUGAGAGACUGAGUUGAGCCGAGUCAGAAAUCAGAGCAGGAGAAUCGUUCCAACUCAAUCCUAACUGUUAUGGGAAACUCAUCCAAAGACGACUCCCUCACCGACGGUGACGCCUCCAGCGGCGACGCUCCACCCUCAAAAACCAGCCUUUACACCGAGGGUGAGAAGGUCCUCGCUUACCAUGGUCCUCGCAUCUACGAAGCUAAGGUUCAAAAGGCUGAGCUCAUGAAAAAAGAAUGGAAAUUCUUCGUUCACUAUCUUGGUUGGAAUAAAAGUUGGGACGAAUGGGUAGGGGCUGAUCGAUUGAUGAAACUUACCGAAGAGAAUGUGUUGAAGCAGCAAGAGCUUGACAAAAAGCAGGGUGUGGACAAGAAUGUAAAAUCGGGACGUUCUGCACAUACGAGACCUAAAAGUUCUGCUGAUGUUAAGGCUGAGAAAGAGGACACUAAGACCAAUGUGGUGAAAACAAAGAAACGGAAGACUGAAUCAGUUGCUGAGAAGGAGGGUGCUUCUUCGGAGAAGUCUGUAAAGAUUCAAAUUCCAUCAACACUCAGAAAACAGCUUGUAGAUGAUUGGGACUUUGUUAAUCAGCAGGAUAAACUUGUCAAACUUCCUCGUUCGCCAACGGUUGAUGAAAUUCUAUCGAAGUACCUUGAUUAUCGUUCAAAGAAGGAAAACACGACGUCUGAUUCCUUAGCAGAAAUCUUGAAAGGAAUAAGAUGUUACUUUGAUAAAGCACUUCCAGUUAUGCUCUUAUAUAAGAAAGAGCGCAAGCAAUUUCAGGAUGUUGUCCUAGAUGAUAUGUCUCCAUCAAACAUAUAUGGCGCCGAACAUUUGCUAAGACUCUUUGUUAAGUUGCCUGAGUUAUUGGCGUAUGUAAGCAUAGAGGAGGAAACACUGACACGCUUGCAACAGAAACUGACUGAUUUUCUUAAGUUUUUGCAGAAAAACCAGAGUACAUUCUUCCUUUCAACCUACGAUAGCAUUAAAGGGGUUGAAGGAAAGGGCAAGGGGAAAGACGACUGAAACUAAUCUGAAACUAGUCCCCGGUGACAAGUUUGAUGACCAUCUUACUCUUUUUUGUCUUUUCUUUUUUUGGAACUCGAAAUCCAGGUAGAUAUACCUUCCAAUUGUUGUACUAGUAGCAUUAGUUCAUUCUUUUGUUUCCAAAAGAGAUUCACUCAUUAAGUUACUCAUAAUCACAAUGAUGAAGUAACUCACUGUUAUAUGCUGCAUAACAUUUGGAAAUAUUAUUGUAUGUAUAAUUCAUGACUUGAAUAGUUGAAUCUGUAAGAAUGACAACUUAGUAUUUUACUCUAGUAAGCUAAUCAGUUAAAUUUCA
Molecule: messenger RNA, 1433 nt
Organism: Cannabis sativa
Lineage: Eukaryota; Viridiplantae; Streptophyta; Magnoliopsida; Rosales; Cannabaceae
Product: protein MRG1
Exons: 11
Coding region: 161-1117 (318 amino acids)
Biological process (GO): chromatin organization; regulation of DNA-templated transcription
Cellular component (GO): nucleus; histone acetyltransferase complex
Source: RefSeq, a predicted model, not a curated record